CAGUGGACGUCAAAAACUCGACUAGUGUUGGUUUGAAUUUGAAAAGGGUGAAACGAAGAACAUUUCUUCCACGUUUCUUCAACAAUCCGCAGUGAUGCUUCCGAGUCCUGCAACCUCAACUCCAUUUUCGGUAAAGGACAUCCUCAAACUAGAACAGCAACAUACUCUUAACCCGAAUGGUUUCAUAAGUGCAGAGCAGGACACUGUACCGCUGCAGUCGCUUCAGCUUCAGUGUAUGCAGAGCACAUUAAGCCGGAGCCUAGAUCUCCUCUACAGUCCUGAGAAACACAACGUGAUUGCUGGGGAACAGGUGAAAUGUGCCUUGAAUUCAGAUGACUUUGACAUCGUCAGAGAUUCAUGUGGCUCUCCAAAGGAGGAGGAGAUGGAUCCAAGCGAAGAAACAGGCAUGUGUCUAUUUGACGAUUCCAGCUGUAAUAGUAAAAACGAUCCACCAAGGGAGAAACCAAAGCAGAGGCUGCGCAGGAAACCCCGAGUUCUCUUCUCUCAAACUCAAGUGUAUGAGCUGGAAAGACACUUCAAGCAGCAGAGAUACCUGUCAGCGCCAGAGCGAGACCACCUGGCUCAUGUCCUGAAGCUCACUUCCACACAGGUGAAAAUAUGGUUCCAGAACCGGAGGUACAAAUGUAAGAGACAACGACAGGAUAAAACUCUAGAGCUGGCCGGCCCGCGGAGGGUGGCAGUGCCCGUGCUAGUGCGAGAUGGCAAACCGUGCCAUGGAGCUCCGUACAAUGUCACUAUUGGAUCCUAUCCCUACAAUAACUACUACAACAGUUAUGGGAAUAACCCAUACCACUGUAACUUCACCUCUGUUCCUUCGUUUGCCAACACAAGCCAAAUACCCAACCAAUUUUCUGUGGAUAUGAAUUUCAAGACGGGAACUGUUGAUGGGAUCAGAGCUUGGUGAGACAUGGCGGCAAACCCAAAAGAGAUUAAGACCAUUUAAUGACAAUGCUGAAAAUACGUUGGAAAAGCACGGUCAUAGCUUAUUAAAAAAAAAAGUUGACUGAUUUUAUAUAUGUGUAUUUUGAUAUUCGUGCGUUUAACAAAAACACCAAAUAAAGAACAUUAAACAGAAGCUCGAUUAACCUUUUUCUAUGCUUUUAUGAAGAACCAUUUUCAGGAAACCUACAUUGCCCAAAAUAUGUCUAGAUCGUGAGUUAUUUGUCGAGUUGAUUGUUGUCCGGCUAUCCUAGAGCGAUUUAACACAUUAAAAUGGGGAAAAUGGUGUCUGUGAGUUGGAACGUGACAACUGACAAGAUUGUUUUAACUCAAAUUAAUAUUUAAAAAUUAAAUGCAUAUAAACAAUUCAUUUUUAUGUUGUUACAAUGUAUUUUUGCUAU
Messenger RNA from Myxocyprinus asiaticus (Chinese sucker), 1361 nucleotides. RefSeq names its product homeobox protein Nkx-2.5-like. Gene Ontology annotation, cellular component: nucleus. Gene Ontology annotation, molecular function: RNA polymerase II cis-regulatory region sequence-specific DNA binding; DNA-binding transcription factor activity, RNA polymerase II-specific. Gene Ontology annotation, biological process: regulation of transcription by RNA polymerase II; cell differentiation. The record is from RefSeq and is a predicted model, not a curated record. Bases 95 to 925 code for a protein of 276 amino acids. The transcript has 2 exons. Lineage: Eukaryota; Metazoa; Chordata; Actinopteri; Cypriniformes; Catostomidae.